AUGGCUAUUCCACCUGGGGUCCCGCCGCUGCGGAUGCUGGAGGCGCUGGGCAUUGGCUUGUCACCUACUGGCGAAGUGACAGAGGCGGUGACCGCCGAGGGCGCCUACUACCUGGAGCAGGUCACCAUCACUGAAACAUCGGAAGAUGAAUGCGAAUAUGAAGAGAUACCAGAUGACAAUUUCAGCAUUCCGGAGGGAGAAGAAGAUCUGGCAAAGGCAAUUCACAUGGUUGGAGAGCAGGCCACAGACCUCCACAUUUUGGAACAACAAACCAUUCUUCCUUCGAGGCAUGUAAUGCAAGAAGCCAUAGAAGAUUUUCUCUGCAAUUUCCUGAUCAAAAUGGGAAUGACCAGAACUUUGGACUGCUUUCAGGCUGAAUGGUACGAGCUAAUACAGAAGAGAGGAACCGACCUUAGAGCGCUUGGUAAUGUUCCUGAUGUCUACAGCCAGGUGAUGCUUUUAGAAACCGAGAACAAAAACUUGAGGAAAGAAUUGAAACACUUCAAACAGGCAGCUGAAAAGGCCAAAGAAGAUCUGCUGAGAACUCAGAAAGAACGAGACUUCCACCGCAUGCAUCAUAAGCGCGUAGUGCAAGAAAAGAACAAGCUCAUUGCUGACCUCAAAGGGCUGAAAUUGCAUUAUGCAUCUUAUGAACCAACUAUAAGGGUGUUACAUGAGAAGCAUCAUGCUUUACUGAAGGAGAAAAUGCUGACCUCUUUGGAAAGAGAUCGAGCUGUUGGGCAGAUUUCUGGGCUUCAAGCAACACUGAAAAAUAUAGACAUAGGACAUAUUCAGGUCCCUGUAAUCAAAGGAUCUUAUGAGACUGCUUCUAUCACAAGAGAGUCAAGAGACAGAGCUGGUCGCAGUUUUGAGAAAGAAAAUGGUUCAGAAGGCCCUACUCAGAAAAGUCUUCGUGAAGCCAGGGAAGAAAAUGGGAAUAAAACAAAGAUGAAGAAUGAUAAAAAGGAUUCAGAAUUUCCUGUAGAUAUGCAACCAGAUCCAAACUUGACUGCAUGUAUGGAAAACCUUUCUGCCGCAAAAUUUGACUACAAGCUAAACAAUAUUUUCAGACUUCAUGAACUCCCAGUGAGCUGGAUGAGUGUGGCCCUUCUGUUUUAUGACUACAUGCCUCCCUCUUUUUGUUUGAGUAAAAAUGUCUUCCUUGUGGCUAUAGUGAUGGUUGAAGCGUUAAGAGCAGUGUCUGCUCUUCUAGAGUACCUGCAUUCACUUCUCCACCUCCCCAGUACAGUUUACAACCAUACCUAUCUCCAGAUCUGGGGAAUCUAA
Molecule: messenger RNA, 1287 nt
Organism: Grammomys surdaster
Lineage: Eukaryota; Metazoa; Chordata; Mammalia; Rodentia; Muridae
Product: sperm-associated antigen 16 protein-like
Exons: 12
Coding region: 1-1287 (428 amino acids)
Biological process (GO): axoneme assembly
Cellular component (GO): axonemal central apparatus
Source: RefSeq, a predicted model, not a curated record